Blumeria graminis f. sp. triticale is the source of this 393-nucleotide messenger RNA. NCBI's taxonomy places the organism in Eukaryota, Fungi, Ascomycota, Leotiomycetes, Helotiales, Erysiphaceae. The record is from the annotation of a GenBank genome assembly.
AUGGCACCUAAAGCUAAGGGCAACAAAGGGGAUAAUAACCAGAGUAAAAGCAAGGGCAAAGAAAAGAAGGAUAGCGAUAAUAGUAGCGGAGGCAAGGUUAAAGGUGCUCAACAGAUCAAUGUUCGGCACAUACUGUGUGAGAAAUUCUCCAAGCAACAAGAAGCGCUACAGCGCCUGAAAGAUGGAGCCAAGUUUGACGACACAGCCCGAGAGUUUUCCGAGGACAAAGCACGGGUUGGAGGUGCGUUGGGAUGGAAAAAGAGAGGUGAUCUCGAACCAUCUUUCGAGAAAAUUGCCUUUGAUCUCGAAUCAAGCACCCUGGAUAAGCCCAAAUACGUAGAAGCCAAAACUGUUCAUGGCUAUCACAUCAUCAUGGUGGAAGGUAGGAAAUAA